AUGGGGAGGGAUCCAGAAUGGGCCCGGGCCCGCUCGGCCAGACAACUUAAGUCGACUAGGUCCCCCAUCGGUAAACCAAAAGAACAUUCCGAAGCAAAACCGAAGAUUAAGCCAAAGCCUGAGUGGAAGACAGCGUCCUUACGAAAAAAGGAGGCAAGUAAAUCCACCAAGACGCAGUCGGAAUAUUGGCAGAAGGCGCGGCCGGACUGGGCGAAAGGAAAGAGCCCUAUCGAUAAACCCAAGAUUCCAGAAAAACCAAAACCCAAGGCAAAGGAUUACUGGGAAGAAGCCAAACCAGAAUGGAGCAAAGGAAAAAGCUCCAUUUCCAAACCUAGUGCGGGAGAUAUUAAAAAGCUAGCGGAGAAGAAGAAGUACGAGUAUCCAACGCCUGAAUGGGCAACUCCAGGGAGAAACAAAGAUAAGGCUUCAGAUGAACAAGAUGGCAACAAAGGUCUUUUAAAAGCCGAACUAGAAAGCAUAUUUGGAAAACCCAAACCGAUAGUGAAGCAGAAAAGACCCCAUUCCUCCCAGGAUAUCGAAGAAAGUUAUCGAGCAAGCAUACGAAAAUUUGCUGACCACCGUCGCAAUCUGAAAGUGAAAACAAAACAUCGACCAACAUCCAAUCCCGUCAGGCAGCUGUUGUCCCGUGAGGAUGUAAGAAGUGAGCUGUAAGGUGUGGAGUCGAGUCUGGAAAUAUUGGCUGUCUUUGAUAUCAGUAUCUACGUUCCAUUUGUCUAAAUUAGAAUGCAGACAGGUUGAGAAGGAAUUCUCGGUUAGGACUAUGUGGCUUAAAGGGGGCAUAUGAAUUGGUCUACCUCAUUUGGUAAAUCGCUCAUUUCCUCAUCUUUCAAGGUUAUAUUUCAGAAUAUAUAUCAUGAACUAUAGUUACCAUUUGAAAAAUAUCGAGGCAUCAAAAAGAAAAGUUUAGAGCAAUUGACCUGGAUUUCUUAAAUCUCGUAAACUGCCAAGGAUAUGGUGAUGACCCUUUGUAGGAGGUCUCAACGGGGUUAGUGGUUACCCGUCAAAUGGCCAGAAAAUUUAGCCGGGAGGCUUAAAAAUUGAAAACAUUCCAAAUAACCGUUUCCAGCGGAUUAUAUUUUCUUGCCGUUAGUUGUAGAAUAAAAUAAUCAACCCUUAAAAUUUUUCUGUUGACCACAAUGGAAAGAUAUUAAUCGUAAGCCGUAAAGUGGCCACAAUUUUUAACCGUAAGUUGCAAAAAUUUCAACCCACAGGCCUUAAAGGCCAUGACCCCUCUUAUUAUGUUAACGACUGCACGAAUUGGUUUGGUAUUUCGUCGGGCUUAGGUACGAAUGAUAUGUGGACGUUAACAUUCUGAACUGUUUAUUACACUAUAUAUUUAUUUAAUUGUUGUUGAGAUGAAAUGUGUUAUUUAAGAGUGAUUUAUUUCCUUGCACAGUAUCAAUGUGGCAAGAGCAAAAGAGGAUAAGGCUGGUUAAAGAUGUAGAUCCAAGUUUCAAAACGUCGUAAUGAAAGGAGCAAUGUAGAAACGAAAAUACAUGAUCGCGAAUGAAAUCCAUUGCACAUUAAAAUCUAAAUAAUAGCCAAAAGAAAGUAACAAUUUUGUAUCAACAAAACUACAAAUAUCACCAAAAAAAUUGUUAGUUUUACAGAAGAGUUCAGUUCAGAAUAGGUGAUGAGUGAUUAGAUGUUUGGUCGAGAUUGUGGCCUAAUGAGUGAUUGUGGGUAGAAAUACAUGCAGUAAAUUUUGGUAUAGUUUCCACUUACCUCGGCAAAAAAUUGCUAUUUCAGUGAUAUCUAACACAUUUUGUCAAUAUUGCCGUUAUAUUGAAUCCAAUGUAAGCAUGGUGUAUAUGGCCUAUAUACCUUCAGUGCAACUGUUAUGGGAAACUGACGUUAACAUAUUUUU
Molecule: messenger RNA, 1888 nt
Organism: Stylophora pistillata
Lineage: Eukaryota; Metazoa; Cnidaria; Anthozoa; Scleractinia; Pocilloporidae
Source: RefSeq, a predicted model, not a curated record